AUGGGCAUAUCUAAUACCACUGUAACCAAUCUAAAUACACAGGGAUCAACAUCUUCUGCUUCAAUGUUUGAGUUAAAGUUUGGCUUCCAAACACUACACAUACCAAGCCACCAGUUUUGUCUAGAUUCAGCUUGCCCCAUACCCAAUGGACAGCAAUUUAUUGUUCAAAGAUCUUUUAACCUUUCAAGUAUUCCCUUGUACCCAUUAGCUGAUAUCACCGCCAAAUAUUCAGCCGUUGAUGCUGACUCCAAUCAUCUCGUAUGCAUUACAUUAGCACCUGUAGGAUAUCAGCAUCCUGUAUGGCAAAAAAUAUUUAUGUAUUUACCUAUUGGACUUACUGCUUCAGCUGCUAUUAUAUCUUUGAUUGGAUCUUUUAUUACUUUUGAAGACAGUGAGCAUGAUAUCUUUCUUUUCAGCUCGAAUUAUGCCAUGUUGCCGGGCAUAUUACGAUUAAAGACACCGGGAUUCUUUGAUUUGGUAUUCUAUGCUCAAUUCAUUGUGAUUGCUGGUCAGUUCAACAUUGAUUAUCCGAGAUUUCAUCCACUUUUUACUUCGAAUUUCAGCUGGAGUUUCUUGUUGUUUAGAUCAGAAUGGCUUCAAGAUACCAUUAAGACUAUCUUUAGAGGGCAGUCUUCUCCUCUUCAAGAGAUUGCAUCUGUACCUGGAAACAGUCUUUACAGACGACAGAUCAGCAAUGGCACAGACACAAACAAAAUCAACAUUUUAGGCACGGGUAUGCUGAACUUUGCCAUGGCAACAGGAAUUGAUAUCAAUGCCAUGUUUUUUACUUUUCUGGUUUACUUUCUACUUGUAUUUACUUGCUGUGCUGUUUGUUGUUUCUUGACAUGGUUAGUAUUGUUUGCGAUUGCCAAGAUGAAUGAGGAUGAAGCAUUUACGGCCCAAUGCAAAAAAGUGUGGGAUUUUUCAAUUGGUAAACAGCAAGAAACAUGA
Gilbertella persicaria is the source of this 951-nucleotide messenger RNA. RefSeq lists its product as uncharacterized. The coding region runs from base 1 to 951 and encodes 316 amino acids. The record is from RefSeq and is a predicted model, not a curated record. NCBI's taxonomy places the organism in Eukaryota, Fungi, Mucoromycota, Mucoromycetes, Mucorales, Choanephoraceae. Gene Ontology annotation, biological process: transmembrane transport. The transcript is spliced from 3 exons.